CAUUUUUGCCCUAAUCAGCUGUUUAUCAGCCAAUCUUCCGAAACUUGUAGACUCAUUCAUUCCGCGAUUUCACAACAUGCUGGACAAAAUAAAGCACAUCAUCCUGGUCCUGUCCGGGAAGGGCGGCGUCGGCAAGUCCACCGUCAGCACCCAGCUGGCCCUGACCCUGGCGGAAUCCGGCCACAAGGUUGGCCUGCUGGACAUUGACCUGUGCGGGCCGAGCGUGCCGUUCCUGCUGGGUCUGGAAGGUCACGACGUGCACCAGUGCGAGCAGGGCUGGGUGCCGGUGUUCAGCGGAGCGGACCAGCGGCUGGCGGUCAUGUCGAUUGGGUUUCUGCUGAAGAACCGGGACGAGGCUGUGAUUUGGCGCGGGCCGAAGAAGACGGCGAUGAUCAAGCAGUUCCUGGAGGAUGUCGCGUGGGACGAGCUGGACUAUUUGGUCAUUGACACGCCGCCGGGGACGUCGGACGAGCACAUAACCGUGAUGGAGUGCCUGAAGGGGGUGAACGCCGAUGGGGCGAUCAUCGUGACGACUCCGCAGGAAAUGGCGCUGGAGGAUGUGCGAAAGGAGGUCACGUUUUGCAAGAAGACGGGGAUUGCGAUUCUGGGGAUUGUGGAGAACAUGAGCGGGUUCGUGUGUCCCAAUUGUGCCGAGUGUACGAAUAUAUUUUCGUCCGGGGGAGGAGUGGCUCUGGCUGAGUUGGCACAGGUUCCACACUUGGGAACGCUGCCGAUUGAUCCGCGGGUGGGAGCGCUGGCCGGGACGGGGAAGGCGUGCGUGACGGAGCUGCCCGAUUGUACGACAUCGCAGGUGUUGAAAAGUAUUGCCAAGAGUAUUGGGGCGGAAUAAAAGACGUUUUUAAGGUUUGUUAAAAA
Messenger RNA from Culex pipiens pallens (northern house mosquito), 876 nucleotides. RefSeq names its product cytosolic Fe-S cluster assembly factor NUBP2 homolog (gene Nubp2). Bases 77 to 850 code for a protein of 257 amino acids. Gene Ontology annotation, molecular function: ATP binding; 4 iron, 4 sulfur cluster binding; ATP-dependent FeS chaperone activity. Gene Ontology annotation, biological process: iron-sulfur cluster assembly. The transcript has 2 exons. Lineage: Eukaryota; Metazoa; Arthropoda; Insecta; Diptera; Culicidae. The record is from RefSeq and is a predicted model, not a curated record. Gene Ontology annotation, cellular component: cytosol.